Messenger RNA from Aedes albopictus (Asian tiger mosquito), 776 nucleotides. It is a transcript of the gene Cks30A, whose product is annotated as cyclin-dependent kinases regulatory subunit. Gene Ontology annotation, cellular component: SCF ubiquitin ligase complex; cyclin-dependent protein kinase holoenzyme complex. Bases 187 to 420 code for a protein of 77 amino acids. NCBI's taxonomy places the organism in Eukaryota, Metazoa, Arthropoda, Insecta, Diptera, Culicidae. The transcript is spliced from 2 exons. Gene Ontology annotation, molecular function: histone binding; ubiquitin binding; cyclin-dependent protein serine/threonine kinase activator activity. Gene Ontology annotation, biological process: regulation of mitotic cell cycle. The record is from RefSeq and is a predicted model, not a curated record.
CUGAAUAUAAUCAACCGCCACCGCUGGUGGACCAAAAGGACAUUCGGAAAACAAAGCAACAGGCCAGGAAUCUUUGUUCGAUAAUCCGCAAAGUAUCUUUCUGGAAAUUAGUGAAUCUCGGUACGAUAAAGGCUAUUUUACUAUAAGGGUUUGUGGUUAGUGUAGUGCUAAAUCAAAUAAUCCAGAAUGAGCGUUAAAGACAUCUAUUAUUCUGAUAAAUAUUAUGACGACGAGUACGAAUACAGGCAUGUCGUCCUCCCUAAAGAUAUUGCCAAACUAGUGCCCAAAACUCACCUAAUGACGGAAAACGAAUGGAGGUCCAUUGGAGUGCAGCAGUCCCGCGGUUGGAUACACUACAUGAUUCACCAGCCGGAACCUCACAUCCUGCUGUUCCGACGGCCGAAGACGACGACGGCAUAGGAUAAGUAACCAACUACAUUCCACCGCUAUCAUGAUCUGUUAGUAGUUUUAGUGUUCCGUUGAAUCCGUGCCCUAGAAACGUUCUGGAAAUUUUCUACGAUUAUGAUCUUGUACAAAUGGAAUCGGCUAGGAACCCUGGGCCCUUGUGAUGGCCCAAACAGCUCUAGAAAGUAAAUAGGAAUAACAAAUAUUAAUACUGUACAGAUAGAUUUUUCCCGCAGGCUUGUUCCAACAGUCAAAAGCAACCACCUAAGAAGAGAGUAUGAGUGUGUGCCUUUUUUUGUCCGGAAUUUGAGGAAACAAAAAUACAAACUAUGAACUAAGUUACUUUUAAUACACGUAUAAUUUGUAAAGUA